Messenger RNA from Closterium sp. Naga37s-1, 288 nucleotides. NCBI's taxonomy places the organism in Eukaryota, Viridiplantae, Streptophyta, Zygnematophyceae, Desmidiales, Closteriaceae. The record is from the annotation of a GenBank genome assembly.
GGCGAGGCGAGCUAUCGUCGGGUGAACCCUUAUCAGGUCAACCAUAUGGCCACCUUUUUCUACAUGUCUUUCAACAAGAUAGUGUUUGGCCGAACUGCUGACAUUGACUAUUUAACGAUAACAGGUGUCAACCUCUCAUUGGACCCCAGCAUGCAUCCCUGGAGGAGCGUACGCACCACUGAUCACUGCGGCACUCAGACAUGGUCGCAGGGCAACAAGGCCGAUCUAGCGUGGUGGCUCUCUCUCUUCCAUCACUACACUGUGGACCUGCCCUAUGAGGACCUGCAG